CAAACACCGAGUAUUGUCUUUGGAAUCUAAACGUGAGGGUGAAGCACGAAACGUCUCCUCACAGUUCAGCAUCAUCAUGAAUAAGUUGCAUUACUUUGUGCUCCUCUGUGUACCCAUCUGCCUGAAUCAGGUGUCACCCAGUGCUUGUGCAUAUAAUUCGGAUAUUUUGGCAUCCCUGGAGAAUCUGAGGAAAAUGUAUCCAACGCUCAAUCUCAAAAGUAUCCUCCACCUCUUGGAGUCCAGCAAUGAAUACAUGCUGAGGAAGGAGGAUUUACUCGAUGACAAAAGAGCCAAACGCUACACGGAUGUGAUUCCUGAGGUAUUGGUUUCCAAUGGAAUUCGUGAUGAUCACGAUAGCCUCAAGGAUAGUGAAGGUAUGCGGAAGUUUAGCUUGGAUGCCGUGCAGGAGUCCCCUUGGUUAAUUUUUCUACUCACAGAAAAAUCCAAUAAAUACAUGACACCACGACUAGGACGAGAUGCUUCGGGAGAUACAGGUGGAGAUUCCCAGAGAGCUAGACCACCAUUUGCACCUAGACUCGGCAAAAAAUCCUUACCCUUCUCCCCACGGCUUGGAAGACAAAUGAGUGGAUAUAGUGAACCAUAAAACUUCCAGGAAGAAUUAAUUAAUAAAAAAUGCGACUCUGACCAGGAUCAACGAGAGAAAAAAUUAAUAAUGUAUAAUACCUAAUCACGUUAAGAUUGUGUUGUGUAGUGAAGAGUAAUAAGCAAAGAAAUAUAGAAAAUAUUUC
Messenger RNA from Lutzomyia longipalpis, 749 nucleotides. RefSeq lists its product as uncharacterized. The record is from RefSeq and is a predicted model, not a curated record. Gene Ontology annotation, molecular function: neuropeptide hormone activity. The transcript is spliced from 2 exons. NCBI's taxonomy places the organism in Eukaryota, Metazoa, Arthropoda, Insecta, Diptera, Psychodidae. The coding region runs from base 77 to 604 and encodes 175 amino acids. Gene Ontology annotation, biological process: neuropeptide signaling pathway.